Molecule: messenger RNA, 816 nt
Organism: Glycine soja
Lineage: Eukaryota; Viridiplantae; Streptophyta; Magnoliopsida; Fabales; Fabaceae
Product: protein DOWNSTREAM OF FLC-like
Exons: 2
Coding region: 68-541 (157 amino acids)
Source: RefSeq, a predicted model, not a curated record
UCUCCUUCCAUUCCAUUCUCUCUUUCCCCUGUAAUCUCUAUAUAUUGUUUACAAUUAUUCGAGAGUCAUGGCAACAAGGGUGCUUUUGUUGAUGGCCCUCACCCUCUAUAUCUUCCCCAUUGCUACAGCAACAUUCCAUGUCAAGGGUUCCGUUUAUUGUGAUACCUGCCGUGCUGGAUUCGAAACCAAUGCCACCUUUUAUAUUCGAGGUGCAAGGGUCGGAAUUCAGUGCAAAGAGAGGAAGACCAUGAAGGUAGCUUUCUACUCUGAGGGUGUGACGGACUCCACGGGAACAUACCACAUUGAGGUUGAAAAUGACCACCGUGACAAUAUUUGCGAAUGCUUGCUUGUUAAAAGCCCUAUCAAAUGGUGUAGCACCCCAGACUCUGGGCGUGACAAAUCCAGCAUAGUACUAACCCACUACCAAAAUGGCAUAGUCAACCAUCUUCACUAUGCAAAUGCUAUGGGUUACUUGAGGGACGAACCCUUGCCUGAAUGCCACAAACUGCUUAAAUACUACUUGGCAGACUCAGAUGUUUGAUCAAUAAGGUAGAAGAACGACUUGUUCUUUGUUUAAAUCAUGUGUUAAUUUAACGACGGAUCUAUUUCUAUGGUUAAGUAUUUGUUGACAUCAGAGUGGUACUAUGUAUUAGUUACUAGCUUGUUACUACUUAGUUUUGCUUCAUAUGUCUGUUUGUAAUUAAGUCACUUAAUUGUGGCGUCGUAAUGAUUGAUGAUGUUUAAGUCUCUUAUUUAAUUUUAUGACAAUGAAGAGAAAAAAGGGUACAGACAAUGCUAAAUGCAUGGUUUACGACA